Messenger RNA from Sipha flava (yellow sugarcane aphid), 2264 nucleotides. RefSeq lists its product as uncharacterized. The transcript is spliced from 5 exons. The record is from RefSeq and is a predicted model, not a curated record. Lineage: Eukaryota; Metazoa; Arthropoda; Insecta; Hemiptera; Aphididae. Bases 559 to 1668 code for a protein of 369 amino acids.
UGACCUAGAUAUUCGUGUCAAGAGAGUUAUCGUGCGCGCACGUGCGUGCGGUAGGAAUCUUCGGGGUACCGGGCACACACGCGCUCGUCCGAACGAUUAGUCGCCAACCGUACGAGCUGUUGUCAACCGCGGCAAAACCAAGACCGAAUCCGGUGCUAAUGCGGCACAUACGAUCUUCCAGCUAUUUUCGUACGUUUUAAAACGCGUGAAAAUUCCGUAUUAUAUUUUUUUAUUUUUUUUUAACUAUUCGAUAAUUCUAUUACGUAUUUACGCUUUACCGAGGCCGUUGGUCGACUGAUCGUUUGAGGGAAAACAAAAACAAAAAAAAAAAAAUAACAAAAACGAUACAGACAUUUUCUUUCGUUUCCACUUCGUGGACAUACGUUUCGAAUCAAACCGUUUUGAUACCGCUUCCGUGAAAUAUUUUUAACGAAAACAAUACAAAUUAAUUUUCCGUCGACGCUUCAUUUGCAUGCUCAUAACUUCGUUACAUUCAUGUGAUCUGGCGACACUUGAACUCGAUUCACUGAGACGCCAUCGCUUUGCACUUGCAUCAAAAUGAUACGACUAUGUAGUAUAAGUGUCCGGAUACUAAAUAUUGUGAUAUUAAAUCUAAUUGCGGUACAAUUACUGCUGUGUUCUAUUGCGAUUAGCGACGGUGUAAAAUCGGAUAACACGCAAUCGGGUGCUGAAUUUUUGAAAAAUGUCAUGGGUAACUUACGCAAACCACAUAUCGUUAAUCGCAAGAACCUUAACGAUCGGAUUGACGUCGAGGAAUACAUACCCGACGAUACACCGUACUCGGACCAAUCCAACGAAAUAAAGAUACUGUCGAAACAACCAUUAAAUUACAACGGACCGAAUGUGAACGCGAACAAAAAUCAGGCUGAAACAUUGUUUUCCCAAUUUUUGAACCCUGAAUUUGCUGAAUCACAGAACAAGAUACUUAAUCAACAAGCUCCACAACAGUUUAUUUCAAUACCGAAUAACCCACAAACGCAGAAUCUAGUAAACUCUAUUUCGUCAAGUGAUCCUAUGAAGCCACCAGAUGGAACGAUUGGUGGUUACAACUAUUUCUUUUAUCCAUUGGACAACAAUGCUAUUAAACAGUUGCAGAACGCCAACAAUCAGCAGGACAUAAGUAAUCAGCAAAAUAGUCAAAAUUCAGCGACGGACAUGAUGGAAAUAAAUAAACCAGAAAAUCAAGUUACCAAGUCAAAAGUUGAACCAUUGUUCGUGGCUAUGGCCGGUUUCGUAGGUGUUGCCGUGGUCUUCCUCAGCGCUAUGAUGUUUAUACCAAGACUUCCCAUAUCCUCACUGAGUUCGAAAGCUGUCCUAAAACGAGCUCCCGAAGAGUUGGCCUCACUAACUAAACUCGUCACCGAAUCGAUCGAUGGAAAAGACUGUAGUGAGAGAAUAGCCUGCGAAGUUGGAAGAGCCAUGCGAUCCAUGCAAGUUGGAAGCAAACCAAUUAGAAUGAUGGAAAUAAUUUUACCUCCAACCGUCGCAAAAAAACUGGCUCAGAUACGAAGAGCUGCGACAAGGAAAGAACAGUGCCAUUUCAUCUCGUGUAAAAAUACUGACGAUUCAAUUAAACUGGUGGCGAAAUUGAGGAGACCGAAUAAUAAAACCGUUACCAGCGUCAAAGAAAUUUUCGACAUGGAUUAGAUUGUAUGCUUACUGAUAAUUAUUUAUUUAUUUAUAAUUUAUUUUACAAAAUUACCUAUGUAAUUACACUCAUCUCUAUAGAAUGCACAUACAAAUAUAAUAUUUAUACUCCCUGCGUGGUAUAAUAUUAUUAAAUGUUAUUAUUAGACACCUAUUAAUGAUAUUUAUUGAGAUAUCAUCGUCGUAAUACAAAAACUGACCAAGUGCAUUUUCAUAGUUUUCAGUAAUAUCAAUUUUAGUUUUAAAUACUUUUAAAAACUUAUAAACACUUUGAAAAUUACAAUUUAUAUUCAUUUCUACUAAACUUGUUAUCGUUUAAAUUGUGAUAAUAUGUUUUAGUAAUAUAUUCUGUAAUUUUUUUCAAUUUAUUUUGUUUGAAGCUUCAUUUAAAAAAAUGCACAUUGUCACUUUUUGUAUAACGAUAACGAUAUGCUUAGAUUAUCGAUUAAUGAUUAUACUACAGUAGUUUAGUGGAUAGUUUAGUUAUUAUAUUAUAUUAUAUUUAUUAAGAUGCUCAAUACAACUUUAGCAGAACUGAUAGAUAUUAUAAACAUGUACAUGAAUAUGUGAAGAAAUAAAAAUAUUUUAUUUGACAA